Mya arenaria is the source of this 7947-nucleotide messenger RNA. RefSeq names its product neural cell adhesion molecule 1-like. The transcript is spliced from 21 exons. Gene Ontology annotation, molecular function: protein binding. The record is from RefSeq and is a predicted model, not a curated record. The coding region runs from base 87 to 2918 and encodes 943 amino acids. Lineage: Eukaryota; Metazoa; Mollusca; Bivalvia; Myida; Myidae.
UUGAAAUUGUCAUUUGUAGUGAGAGUGAACUGUUACCCGGAUCGGAUGAAAUUUGGAUUCGUUUGUUUUUCUGAAUACUUGCAAUCAUGAAGGAGAUUUAUUCAUUAUUUAUCAUUCCAGUUGUUUUAUUUCAUUCUGUGAUUGGUGCAGAAUUGUUGUUUGACCCAGGAGAGUCCAUGCGUGAAGUGAAGACAAGGGACCUAUUUUUUGUCAACUGUUUGCUUAAUUCCUCAAUACCAAGUCCCAGCAAUUUGGAAAUCAAAUGGUUCGACAAAACAGGAGCAGAAAUCACUAGCUCAUCACCAAGUGACCAUGUAUAUGCAAUAGCGAGGGGGGGCGGCAAAGAGUUGAAUAUUGACACAGUAGAAGAUGAUGAUGGAGGAAACUACCAGUGUAAAGCUGUGGUGGAUGGCGUCGUUGCAUAUGAAAGAACUUUGUCCAUCAGGGUUGAAGCCUCCCUUACUUUCUCAAACUGUGAUGAGGAACAGUUUGGUGUUGUUGGUCGCCGGUCAAGGAUUAACUGUCAGGCAUCUGGCCCCACCGCUCCUGGGUCUGAAUGGAGGUUCAGGGAUCAAGUCCUGGGUCUAAACACUGGAUUGUACGCCUUUGAGACAACCUACCUAGUUAUACUGAACACAACGAAGGAAUCGGAAGGGAUUUAUAAGUACUAUGCUUGGGCGAAGAAUGUGAAGAAGUCCAGGGCCAUCACCUUUAAGGUUCUAGUGGCACCAGUGAUUAUCAACCCAGUACUGUCAACAACAGCAACUGUAGGCAACACCACCCAGCUCUUCUGUAUGGCGAGUGGCGACCCUCUGCCAACAUUCUCAUGGUACAAGGUUGAUGAGAAUGACAAUGCAGAGCUGCUGCAGACAACUGAUCGUAUAAAAAUCACGGAUAAGGCGGAGGGCGUAAACAAACAAGGAAUCUUGACAAUAACCGAAAUCGUGAAGGAGGAUGAGGCGAUAUAUCGAUGUGUCGCAAAAAAUCUUGCCAACGAUUAUGAGUCGAUUGAUGGUGCGCAGGCUGAGAACAAGCUGGAAGUGUACACGCCUCCUACAGUGAAGGAGUUUUCUAACCUGAUAGAGAACCGUUACCAGGGCACAGAAGGGGGCAGUGUAACUUUGACGUGUGAGGCUCGUGGCGAUCCUGCCCCUAACGUCAUCUGGAGGAAAGUUGGAACCAACCAGCAGUUUACUGUCGGUUCAAGCUCAGAGACGAUCUCUGUGACAGAGGAUACCAUUAAUGACCCGACCAACCCUGGCAUCGUGCUCAAGCUCGGCAUGAAAAAUCUGGCUGCCUUGGAUGGUGGAAUGUAUGAGUGUGAAGCGAAAAAUAAGGCUGGUGUUGCUACACGUUCUGUCAAACUGGAGGUUCUAUUUUCACCAAACUUUGACGGUCAAGAGACGGAAUAUGACCGCACCUUCUACACGUGGGCGGGGAACCCGAAUGGGGACGUUGUAUGUGUCUCCAAUGCCAACCCUGAGCCCGUGUUCCGCUGGUACCACAAUGGCCAGGAAAUUAAGCAGGGAACCACAGGUUACGGGCUCUCACAGAAGGCUAGCGAUGAUGAGAAUUACCCAUACAGGCACUACAGCACCCUCUCAGUAGCGUUUAAUGGUGGAAAUGACGAUGUUUUCGGGUCGUAUGUGUGUCAGGCUGCCAACAGGAUCAACUCCAACAAUCAGACUCUCUCACUUGUAAAAGCCACUGUCCCUCCUAAGCCCAACGUUAUAACGAAGGAGCAACUACCAACACAGAUGACUUUCUGGCUGAUGGAGCCCAGCGUUGACGGGCCCGAGGUCACACACUUUACCGUCACAUAUAAGAUCUCCGGCAGUCCAGAAGAGGCUCAAGUCAUCACUAUUGAGAAAGAAUUCAGAGAUCACAUAGAUGCGGACAGAAAAUACACGAUAAUAAUAGUGAACGACCUAUUACCAAGUAGCGAAUACACGUUUACAUUCUUUGCCAAAAACGCUGUUGGUCCUGGCGCUGGGGAGGAAAAGAGACUGGGCACUCCAGCAAUUAAGGAGCCAGCGAUGGUUAACAUCAUGAGUCCGAGCAAUAGUCAGUACCCGACAAGAAUCCGCGUUACCUGGGACGAGCCAAAUAACGGAGGAUCAGAGAUACUCUCCUACAAGGUCUCCUACCAACAGGUUGAAGUUCGACUCUCGAAUCAGACUCUUCCAACACCAGGAUACCAGUUACAACGGCCAAUCACAAAUCCCAUCACUAAGGAUGCUAUCAAGGACAAAUUCUACGACAUCCAGGAUCUAGUACCAGGUAGCUUCUAUCAGGUCAAGGUCAGCGCUACGAAUAACAAAGGAGAGGGAGUAGCGGGAACAAAGAUUAUUCUCACCAAACAAGCGGAGGUUUAUGGGGCCAGUACUGCCCAAGGUGGCCUGUCAACGGGAGCAAUCAUUGGUAUCGUCGUUGGCGUGUUUUUCCUGCUCUUUAUCCUCGUUGAUGUGACGUGCUACUUGAAGAAUCGCUGCGGAAUCCUGAUGACCAUUCGAGAAAAAGUCAGUGGAACAAGGGGAGAGGACGGGUAUUCUGCUGCCAAGACUGAUGAUGUUGAAAAUCUGGCAAAGAAAGAUGAGCUGACAGAGGAGGCUAAAGCUGUGGAAGAGGCUGAGACUGCAGACCCAGGAGAUGUCGAUGAGAAGAAGGAGCCAUUAUUGUCGGAGGAGCAAAAGGUCGACACAGUUGAUGAGGGGGAGACUCAACCAGAGAAGGUAGAACUAGAACCCGAGGACAAAGAUGAUGUUAAACCAGCCACGCCCCCUGCAGAAAGCCCUGUCCAAGAAACCACACCCACUCAGCCAAGUGAGCCCCAAGCACCUGCUGAGGAGCCCCCAGCCAGCACUGACGCCCCUGCAGUGCUGCCCACUUCAACCACACCCACCUCGGGGGAAACCUAGAGAUCCCAGGGGGUAACAGAGGGGAUGGGGGAUAAGGGGGGAAUCACCUGUGUCUCAACUGUAUAUGUACUAACAGUGUAUCUGACCACACCCUGUAUUGAAGCAGAAGUGGGGGAAGUGGUCACCCUGAUACCAGUUGAACAAUACAAACAAUGAUUCCAGCAGUGUUUAAUAAUGUUGUAACAGUUCAUUUUUGGUAAAAAAAGCAUUUGUUUAUAAAUCAUGUCUUAGUAUCUAUAAAUACAACAAUUCUGUGUUGUGAUGACCAUGGUCACAUUACUUUUAUGAAGCAGUCUUGAAACAAAAAUCAUUAAAUACAUAAGAAAUAUACAAUUUAAUUUAAUUCACUUUGGCUCAUACAUGUUGAUGUUAAGAAAUUAUGCUGUUUGACGUACUGUAUAAUUAUCAUUUCUGUUCUUUGAUGAACAAAGGUUGAUAUAUUGUCCUAGCCUUGAUGUUGUCUACAUAUAUACAUUGUGCUGUGGACUAGCGCUAUCAUUUCACAGAAGAAGAUGAAAAGAUAUUAUCAUGAGACCUUGAACACAUGUUAACAAUUUUUAAAAGCAAAUAUUUUUACAAGUCCCAUAACUCUGUGAAAAACUAUUUUUAAAGUAAUUCCCGUUAUAAGCUGAGAUAAAUGGACAUGUGUUUGGAUCAGUCAGCGAUGUUCUUGUCUGAUCGGUCAGCGAUGUUCUUGUCUGAUCGGUCAGCCAUGUUCUUGUCUGAUCGGUCAGCCAUGUUCUUGUCUGAUCGGUCAGCGAUGUUCUUGUCUGAUCUGUCAGCGAUGUUCUUGUCUGAUCGGUCAGCGAUGUUCUUGUCUGAUCGGUCAGCGAUGUUCUUGUCUGAUCGGUCUGCGAUGUUCUUGUCUGAUCGUUCAGCGAUGUUCUUGUCUGAUCGGUCAGCGAUGUUCUUGUCUGUUUGCCUUGUGGGACGUGAAAUGAACCAAGAUGCCAGUAAUGUUAUUGAGAUUAUUACAAGUAAUUGAUGAUGAUGAUGAUGAGGAUGAUGAUGUUGUUGUUGAUGAUGAGGUUUGGUCGGCAUUCAAGUGUGCAUAAUAUUUGAAAUUUUGGAAUAUGUUUUGUUUUCUCAAUUUAUUAAAAAAAAAUCCUUAUAGUAUUCAUUCACAUGAUCUUGAUGAAGUUUAUUUCGUGUCCAUUUAAUCCUCCAUUUUUCUGUUGUAAGAGUGAUAAAUAUUAAGUGACAAAUAUUAAUGCUUGAAUUAUUUUGUUGGACAAUGUUUUUCUCUCCUUUUUUUAAAACUGCUUUCAUUUAGAUGCAAACAAAAUUCCUUUUUUUUUGUUAGAGGUAUUAUUUCCUCUGGUUUUCUCAUAUAUUAAAUGGCGCCAUUGGUUUAACAUUUUUUGUAUAUAUUUUUUUAGCUAAUUUCUCAAGUCUUGUGCAGUUCAAAUAAAAGCUCACUCUGUAUUUAAUAUUAGCUUAUUACUCUUGAAUGACAGCAGAAGGUGGUUGAUAUUUAUUCUAAUGGAUAGCUGCCUAAUGAAGUGUGAAAGCUAGAUCGUCAUAAUGGUGAUCAAUAUUACUUUGUAUAAAUGUUCUUGUAAUGUAACUGCUCCUUCAAAUCUCUAGCGAUGUUGCGAUGUUGCGUGUACCGAUGUUUAAUAGUUAUUUGUUGUGGAUUAUUUUCAUGUACGUGGCAUUGUGAAUUUGUGCAUGCCACAAAUUAUGGGGGCUCAACGCAAGACAAAAGUAACUCCUUAUAAAAUAGAAGGAGUUAUAUCAUUCUUGUGCUAAGCCUUCAGUUACUAAGUUGUAUUUUCCAAUACACUUCCUAAGGGACCAAGUCCGUAAAUCUGUAGUGGCCAGUAGUCAUGGUAACCGUGUUGUCAUAGUAACAAGUAGUAUAUCCGGGGGCGAUGUGCGUAGGUGGAGUGCUCUUACCUUUGACAACAAGAUGGCAACACUGCUGUAAAAAUAAAAUGCAGAGACCAGCAGUUAAGAAUCUCAGUGACAGACAUACUUAUUUAACAAAUUAAACACUAAAAGGUGAAACCAACCCUCCACAAAUUUGACAUGAUCAUUUAAAUGAUUUUAGAUAAAACAUAUCUAUGCAAUGUUCUUUUGCAAAAAAAGCAUUUCCUUGUGGCAGCUUGAAUCUCGACAAAUGCAUGCUUAAUAUAACCUAUUUUUACAUAACGAUUUGUUAGAUUGCAUGGCAGAGCAGACCACCUAGGUUACUCCCCUUACACACACACACACACACAUACACACAUACACACACCACAUAUUUACACCUGCUUGCUGUUGCAUUUUAAUGUUCCAUUAAUAAAAGUAUUAUGCCAUAAUCUUUGGUCAAGUGACAAUUCCUGUCUCUACCUAACUACCUAAUCAAACUAUUGGUUACUUUUUUACACUAUUUCCAGUCAAAACAUAUGUGUUUGCAUAGGAAGAAGUUUAAAAAGUAAAUUUAGCUUUUACCUGAUGCGAAGGUUAUACUUACUUAAACCAUACCAUACCUUUCAAGAUACUGAAGGUAUGCACAGUGACAAAGCAGAAAUGUCUGAAAAGUUGCCUAUUGGUGCAUAUUUUCUCAAGCAUAAUAUUAUCACUAAAAAAAUACUUUAUUGUUCAUGUAUAUCAAUAAAAUACAGAAAUAAUGUAUAUUAAAAAAGAAUAUUUUGCAAUAAAAUCGACUUUGGCAGCAUUUUGAUGCCAUCAGUUUUAAUCUUCCUAUUUGUAACAUGUGCAAUUACAAUGUUUUCAAAAACCUAUGUAUCAAUCAUCCUAUCCUGUUCAUCAUUUCAUUAAUUAUAUGUAAAAUCAUGUGUAUAGAAACAAAGUUGUUGUUAGUUCUUUAAAAUUUGUAUCACAACACUCAAUAUGAGACAUACAUAUAAUAGUAAAACUUCAACCAGUCGUACCUUGGAUCAAAAAGUCUCUGUCCAUACAUGUAUUAUUUAAGUUAAUAAACAAUAUGUUCUGUUUUUAAAGCUUGAUGUCUAAAGUCUACCUUUAUUCCAACCUGCUUAUUUUCUGACUUAUUAAAAAAUAGAGGGGUUUUUCAAUGUCUUUUAUGAGAUAUUUAAGAGAUAUAUCUUAUAUAUUAUAUGAAGUUGAUUAAUCUGCAAUGUACAGUCUUCAAGCUUUCCUUACAAUUAUUGGCAAACAUAGAUUCUUUUAUGAAAUUAUUGCUUAUACUCAGUAUUCCAAAUUAUUGUAUUCAUAAUGCAGCUAAAAACAUAUGUAUCUUCAUAUAUUAUUAUAACCACCAAAUUGUUGGUUUAAAAUAUUUGAAAUACAGCAUGUUUAAUCUAGACAGUUUUUUUUACUAUUUUGUAAUAUUACAGAAACAUAUAUAGGGCUUAGAAAUAUUUAUUUUUCAUACAUAACAACCAAAAGUGAGGAAAGUAGAUUCUUGUUAUAAUUGUAUUUAUUUAUUUAAAAAUCUCAGGCAUGCCUAGUUAUGUUUUAUCUGUUAUUUGGGAUGUAAAAUAUUUCUUGGGUAAAGUUUAUACAUUCUCAUUCAUCAGGGGUUUUGAUCGUGAUAAAUCUAGCAUCAUCACUCUGGUGAACGAGAAUGAGUUUAUAUGAAGCAGUUGUCUUUACAGCCAUUAUAAGCCAUACUUAAGCAGGGUACACAAAUCUAGCCUGGUAUUCUUUCGUUCACCUUAGCUACCUGAUUGAUUUUCUACCUCUCUUCUUUAAAAAAAUGCCUUCUAUAUUUUAUAUUUAAUAGAGAGUUAGAAAUUUUAAAAAGUGUUUGCUUUCUUUUAAAAAGUGUUUGCUUUCUUUUUUCAUUUUGCAUAUCCAUGUAUAAGGUAUGGAAGUGUUUUGUCGUUUUUGUGCAAUAACUCAAUAACUGAUGUAUAAAAAUAGAAGCAGAUAUUGAGUUCUUGUAUUGAGGUGACAUUAUAUCAUAUAUAUGAUGACUGGUCAUGUAGUCUUGUCAACUGUUAUGUUUACUUGAUGAGUUAUUGCACAUCAAGGUGGCACAGUUUUGUCCGCUUUUCAACUUAUAAAUAGGGCAUGACAACUUAUUAUUUAUUUACACAACUAAUUGAGCCUGCUAUAUUCCCACUAACAAAGUUGAAAUAAAUGUUGAACACUAUUUGUCAGACAAAACAUUCUUCAACAAACCCGGUUAAUAAAUGAACAUAUCAACAUAAUUUUAACAACAUUUUGUGCUAAAUCUCAUCAGACAAACAAGUCCACAAGACAACACAAUCACAUAUUGUAUAUACCAUAUACGCUUCCAUACGUAGGAUACAAAUAAAGCCUUUAUAUAUAUGUGAGAACGAUGUUCCUGAAAAAAGUGGUAAAGCCACAGAUUUGCUUGUAUUCUUUGAAGUCAAUGUUAUAGAGUUAGUUUGGGCAUACACAUUUGAUAUAAAUUAUAAAAUAAUAUAAUAUAUUUUAAUAUAUAGCAUAUUCAGUAAGUAAAAUAUAUUUCCAUUCUGAACGGUUGAUUUUACAUGUGCACAUCCUAGUCUCAUAUAUUUAGAAAGAUAUGAUAAAUUAAAUAACAUUAUAAAAAUCCAAUUCAAAUAUACCUGAAUCAGUAUUUUGUUAAUUUUCAUUUUUAAAGUUUUAUUCCGCAUUCAUUUUCUCAUUUUAUAUACAUGUAAUUAUUUCCCCUCUAAGAAAUUCAUGUUAUUUUUGUUGUAAUUGUCUUUGUAAUAAAAUGGCUACAUCAAUGCACAUAUGUUUACAGCUUUUUGUACAGUUUUACUCAGUGUUGUGAAGUGUUAUGUUGUGUUGCAUCAUUUGUAAAUAUAUGUGUUCAAUUUUAUUGAAACUAGUCUGACUCGCACUGUCUCAUACCAGAUUCAUAUUUUGCUGUGAAAAAAAAACACUAUCAAGUAUUGCUAAUUGUAUCAUGCUACUAGUAUCCAUUAAGACAGCACCAUACCAGCCAUGAAGGUUUUCAACAGCUUUGAAGGUUUUUAAUUCGACGUUGUUGCUAUUUUUAUGAAUCUCUUUGUCACGUGACUGGUCUUUGUGCUUGCCGUCUGCAGUAUCCGAGUGUAACUUUUUCAUAUUAUGUAUAUGCUUAAUAAAAAAUAUAACAGAU